Saccostrea echinata is the source of this 1653-nucleotide messenger RNA. Its product is annotated as E3 ubiquitin-protein ligase TRIM71-like. Gene Ontology annotation, biological process: proteasome-mediated ubiquitin-dependent protein catabolic process; protein polyubiquitination; negative regulation of translation. Gene Ontology annotation, molecular function: translation repressor activity; ubiquitin protein ligase activity; zinc ion binding. The record is from RefSeq and is a predicted model, not a curated record. Lineage: Eukaryota; Metazoa; Mollusca; Bivalvia; Ostreida; Ostreidae. The transcript has a single exon. The coding region runs from base 1 to 1653 and encodes 550 amino acids.
AUGGAGAAGAAAACUGAAUGUCAAAUAGCUAUUAUUUGUGAAUGUUGCGAGGAAAGUAAUGUGGAUUUCUCUUGCAGCUGUGGCAUACGUAUCUGUGUAAAUUGCCUUGAUGAACACCAAAAAGAAAAUCCCAGUCAUAGUGAAUGUGAGUACGCUGAAAGACCAAUGAAAAUAGCUUGCGAGAAACAUGUUGGAGAAUUCUGCAAUUUAUUCUGCAAAAAUUGCUUCGAGCCAGCCUGUAAUGUCUGUUCAAAAAUCGAACAUAUGGGACAUAACUUCUCCUAUCUAAACGAUCAACUUUCCUCUCAAAGAACCCUGAUGAGGAGUGAGCUUCAGAGACUUAACAGAGAAUUCAAAAGUACGUAUGUGAAACUUCGAAGUGAUGUUGAGCAUAGGAUUUUUGACGUUCCUGCAAAAUAUUCAUCUAUUCAACUGGAAGUUGAACAGACAGGAAUGGCUUUACAGAAGAAAGUUGAGGAGGCAGUCAAAAAACUAAAAAUGCAAGUUGAAGCAAUGAAAAUGGAACACCUUGAUUCCCUUAGAGAAAACAAGAUCAAGAUAGAAAAAAACAUUGAAAAUAUCGAUUUAACUAAAUUAGAUAUUUCUAGGCAAAUGGCUGAUCCAAAACAAUUAGCUACGUACCAGGUUAAUGCAUAUUCUUUUCAACACUGCCCGGAAUUGAUGGAACGAACACUUCCCCUUUUCAAACGAUCUGAUUAUGACUUCAACUGUUUAAAAUUCUUAGGAACUUUGACUCCAUCGAAAAAAACCACAUUUUCUAAACUUCAAGAUGAAACAUCUGACAGAGAAGGUGACCAGAAAGUGGACAAAUCUUUUGAACUGCUGGAAAACGAAAGGCAUGUACAAAAGAUUUCCACAGUUUAUGGAUAUAUAUUUGACUUAUCAUUAUCAAUGAAUCAAAAUAUCCUUGUUUGCGGUACUUACAGAAUAAAGAGGAGUUUCACGAUUCGUACUCUAGAUUCCAGUGGAAAAGAAAUUAUGUUAAUACCCGCUCAACAUCAACCAAAUUAUAUUUCACAAGCAAACGAUAACUCAAUAUUUUACACAUCGGAAAGCAAAAAGGGUAUACACAAGAUUAUAAACGGAAGUACUGAGACCAUUGUUUUUGAUGAAUCCUGGAAACAAAAAGGUUUAGCGUGCAUGAGUUCUGAUGAUAUAAUAGUAUCUGAGCAUGACGAAAUGAGAGGGCUAGGACGUUUGAGCAUUUAUUCAUUAGAUGGAGAAAAGAAGCAAGUCUUUGGUAUCAAUGGUACAGAACAUGAUCUCAUUAAACCUACAUACGUUUGUGCAAACAUAAACACAGAUAUCUGCACCUCUGAUGAAGGACAACAAAUGGUUUUUGUAUUCUUUGCAGCUGGAAAUUUAAAACUUACGUACAAUGGAAAGUUCGAUAAUUCAGUAUUCACAUCUUUUUCACCUCGUGGCCUAGCUGCGGAUUGUAUGGGUAAUAUCCUUAUAGCUGACAAACAGAAUCACGCAAUACACGUUAUUGAUUCCGAUGGGUAUUUUUUAAGGUACAUAUUAAACAAUAUAAACUUUCCUACUGCUUUGGCAAUUGAUGACAGAAAAAGACUCUUAGUGGGGCAAUAUCUAGACGCCAGUAUUCAAGUAGUGGAGUAUUUAAAAAAUUGA